AUGGAAACGGAACGUUUUGUUGGUUUACCCUCUUGUUCUGAUAUCACGUGGGACGUGGAAUAUUCGAAUGGCACUCAAUCUAUGUGUCUUGAUUUCUUCUACGAGGAAGACGAAGUGGAGAAAAAAGGGAAACUCUGCUGUUGCCGUGGACAACAUAAAUGCAAUGAGAAGUUUUUGUGGGGUGAUGAAUCGAUUUCAGAAGUGAGUCAUUCUAUUGAUUCUACUGUACAUUUUGUUGUAGCAGAUAACCGCACCAGGUCGAAAUUGAGAUAA
Molecule: messenger RNA, 273 nt
Organism: Haemonchus placei
Lineage: Eukaryota; Metazoa; Nematoda; Chromadorea; Rhabditida; Trichostrongylidae
Source: the annotation of a GenBank genome assembly